Molecule: messenger RNA, 1500 nt
Organism: Labeo rohita (rohu)
Lineage: Eukaryota; Metazoa; Chordata; Actinopteri; Cypriniformes; Cyprinidae
Gene: arl2bp
Product: ADP-ribosylation factor-like 2 binding protein
Exons: 7
Coding region: 119-670 (183 amino acids)
Biological process (GO): maintenance of protein location in nucleus; positive regulation of tyrosine phosphorylation of STAT protein
Cellular component (GO): mitochondrial intermembrane space
Source: RefSeq, a predicted model, not a curated record
CUCAAGGAGGCGGAACUGAAUAAAAGGAAAGCGUUUUCUACCGAACGCAUUUUGAACAAGUACGCGUUCUCCCGUUGCCGUGGCAGCAGCGACUUCAGGAAGAAGGCUCGGGCGGUUAAUGAUGGAUGCUCGAGAGACAGAUCUGCUGGGUGGCGGCGAGAACAUAGUUGAAAUGCAGAAUUUGGAAGAAGAGGAUUUUGCUGUUUCAAAAUCAUCAGAUGCUGAUGCAGAAUUUGACAUGGUUAUUGGGAACAUUGAGGAUAUUAUAAUGGAGGAUGAAUUCCAAAAUCUUCAGCAGUCUUUCAUGGAGAAAUAUUACCUUGAGUUUGAUGACUCCGAGGAGAACAAGCUCAGCUAUACACCAAUUUUUAAUGAAUACAUUGAAAUCCUAGAAAAACAUCUGGAACAGCAGUUGGUAGAGCGAAUUCCUGGAUUCAACAUGGAUGCCUUCACCCAUUCACUUAAACAGCACAAAGAUGAAGUCUCAGGUGACAUACUUGACAUGCUGCUCACUUUCACUGACUUUAUGGCCUUUAAAGAGAUGUUCCUUGAUUACAGAGCAGAAAAGGAGGGUAGAGGAUUGGACCUUAGUACCGGACUGGUGGUGAAGUCUUUAAAUUCUGCUUCCGCUUCUCCUAUGACCUCCAGCAUGGCCUCACAAUCCAGCUGAACCAAUGGGCAUUUCAUGUAAAUGAACUUGAUCGGUCAACACAUGAUUAUUUCCAUCUAAAAUGAUGAAUACUUAUUAAAAAUCCCUUUCCGACACAUCCCAAAACAAACAGCCACUGCUAUACUAACUUGACAGAAGGGAGUCAGUGUUUAAUUUAGGUUAAUGUUUAAACGUAACAUUUAGGUAAACUGUCAGCUUAUCCGCUGUGACUCCUCUGACACAGUAUUCAUAUGUGAUCUGUCAUAAAAUCCAAACUCAGUCUGGAUCAGUCUUUCAUAUCUUGUUGACUGAUGUAGAAAGCUGUAAUGAGCAUGUGAGGAUCUCAAAGCUGCCACUUUAAUCCAUUUUCAUAUAGAACCCCUUCAUAUUAGUGGGUGAAUCCUUAUAUAUCGUUAUAUACCAAAAUAAUUCCUUUCACUUGACAAUCAUAAAGGGCUUUUCAUUACAAAAGUAUUAUACAGUGUGCCUAAUAUGAAAGUUCUAAAAAAAAAAAAAAAUUCAUCUACAAGACUUGCAGUUUCCCCAAAUGAAAUGUUACAGAAUUUAAAAAAAUAUGGUGUUUAUACAUUGACCAGAAACAAUGCAAAUAAUCUCAGUUUUUCAUGCUUUUUAAUGUGAUAUUGAGUCCAUGUUUUUGAUGGCUCUCGUAUCUUCUGAGUGACAAUGAGAAGGAAAGAGAUUUUCAAAAUAGUACUACUAAAAAUAGCCUUUUUACUCCCUUCUUUACUUAGAAGAAUGUGGUGUUCUUACUAGAUGAAUGUUGCGUAAUUGUGUACAUUUGUUUAUUAUUUGUAUAUAUAGACAUAUUUGAGCCUUUGUAUGAAAGAAAU